AGACAGUCUAAACUCGACGAUUCAAAAAUAGCAUUUUUCGUGUUAGAAAUGCUGCAUUAUUUAUAACUAUAUACUGUAUAUACUCGUUCAAAAGGUACAAUUAAAUACAAACAUCAUCAGAAUUUUUAUCUUUCAACAAUAUGCGGAUUCAAUCCAUUUUAACCCACAGCGAAAUUCUUUUGAUCACGUUCUCAACUCUAAUAUUGCAAACAACAGGAAUUUGGUCACCAUGGAGCGAUUGGUCGGCGUGCUCUGUAUCAUGUGGCAAAGGUGAACAAUCGAGAUUCCGCAUCAGUAGUGUCGAUAGUUCUGUAAUGCCGAAAAUUAUGCCGAGAGAAUGUGGAAAACCGUGCGAUGAUGGAAAAAGUGAAAUACAACAAGUUAUUUGGUCACCUUGGAGCGAUUGGUCGUUAUGUUCGGUAUCAUGUGGCAAAGGUGAACAAACGAGAGUUCGCAUCUGUCUUGACAAUAGUUGUGAAGUGCCUGAAAGGCAGCAGAGAGAAUGUGGGAACCCAUGCGAUGCUGAGAAAAGUGAAAUACAACAAGGAGCUUGGUCACCGUGGGGCGAUUGGUCGGCAUGUUCGGUAUCAUGUGGAAAAGGUGAACAAACGAGAAUCCGCGUUAAUAGUGUUAAUAGUGUCGAUAGUUCUACAUUGCUGAAAAUUAUGCCGAGAGAAUGCGGAAAACCAUGCGAUGAUGGAAAAGGUGAAAUAGAACUAGUAAAUCGGUCACCUUGGAGCGAUUGGACCGUAUGCUCGGUGUCGUGUGGCAAAGGUGAACAAAUGAGAGUUCGUAUCUGUCUUGACAAUAGUUGUGAGGUGCCUGAAAGGCAGCAUAGAGAAUGUGGAAAACCAUGCAAUGAUAGAAAAAGGGAAAUACAACACGGCUUAGGAGCUUGGUCACCAUGGAGCGAUUGGUCGGCGUGUUCGGUAUCCUGUGGAAAAGGUGAACAAACGAGAAUCCGCGUCAAUAGUGUUAAUAGUUUUACAAUGCUGAAAAUUAUGCCGAGAGAAUGCGGAAAACCAUGCGAUGAUGGAAAAAGUGAAAUAGGAUCUACAGUUCUGAAGAGGUUCGAUCUAUCAAUGUUUGGUCUUACAUCUUGAUGACAAUUGGAAUAUUAUUGAUAUGUAUAGGUGGAACUCUAAUAUUUAUUGGAUAUUAUUAUGAUAUCAUUGGAUCAACUUUACCAGGAGUGGUUUUGUUUUUGUGGGCAAUAUUCGGUACUCCUGAAGUAUGCGCACCAAGAUGUUACACGAAUAUAUUACAGACCAAAUAAGGAGACAAAUCAUAGUUUAUAGUGUUUUUUAAUGAGAUGAAUGAGCUUGGUGUUCUUCAGCGAGUUUUUUAUUAUAUCUAAAUUACCCCGUUUACUGAAAAGCGAUUUAGUUGUUUUGAUAGCAAUAGCAGCACGGCUAAAAACAUCUCUUUCACUAUAUAAGAGGUCGGAAAUGAAAGAAUCCAGGAUUCUACCUUCUCAAAGACCGUGUACUCUUGUCCUAUAGCAGGGGUGGGCAACCUUAUUCGGCUCGCGUGCCAAAAUCGGGUAAAUUUAACGAUAAAAUUCUUUCGCGUGCCGACCAAAAUUAAAAACAACUAUUUGCUAAUUUCAAAGCGAAAAUAAACCUUAAACACGUACAGACAUCUUCACUAUUCAGAAAAAUAUCAAUCCGGCAAUUAGAUUUGCUUACUUUUCUUAUUCUAUAUCAGUCAGACUUCCGCUGCUGCAUUACCGCUGAUAGAGAUUUUACAUUGGGUUUAUGUUUUGUAACUUUAAAUAAAAUACCUGAACUCUUUUCAGGCUACUCCUGUUAGAAGACCUAAUUAAGUACAUAACUGAGAACACAGAUUCACAAGCAUAUGUAGAUGAAAACAUGGAGAGUAAUGCAGUUGUAAAAAUUUCAAGACACGAAAUUUUUCGGGAAUGUCAUCCCAAUCACGAAAUAGUCCGUUUUCUGCACUUCUCUUCUGCAUUUCCUUCCCUAAUCGCCUAUAUUUCUUUCGGAAUCAAGUUAUAACUGUAAGUUAGCAAGUAAUACUAACCAAAAUGAUCUGUACAACUUCAUAAACCAAACAGAAGUGAAGAAAAGGGCAGCACAGUCUGACUAUAUUUCUAUAUUAAGUAAGAAUGUAGCCAAAUGAAUGCUGCGCUCUUCCCGACAAAAUUUCUAGAGAGUCUACUCAUUUGUUGCGUCAUAAUGUGUUUUUUGUAAUCAUAUGUCAUGAAAGUACAAAAAGAGUAUAUAAUAAAUAACGGAUUGUUAACAAACGAUAAGGAGUAAACGUACACCUAUUUUCAACAGAUAAUUGAAGAGUCUUGAAACUUUUUAUCUGAACGUGAAUGAUCUCGUUUGCGAGGCCUCGCUCGCGUGCCGAAUAAAUGGGCUCGCGUGCCAAGUUUGGCCCGCGUGUCAGGGGUUGCCAACCCCUGUCCUAUAGCAUUUAUCUCCCUAAAUUCACCCCAUUUCACAUUAAAAUAAUAAAAAAAAAAUGAAUUUUCAAAAACUUAUGAUAAUGAUUUUCGUACAUCUCAUUGAUCCCUACAGCCUGAUGACCUUCACCAAAACACAUGAUAUAUAACAAUCUUUGGUAGAAAAUCUUACCCGAUUCCUUUUCCUACCAUGUCCUCCAGUCCAUAGAAUCAAUCAACCAUUUGUUUUGGAUUCGUGGACUCGGAUGGCCCAGAGAUCCGCAAAUUUUACGUCGCCCUUGGGACAAAAUUUAGGGUUGCUAUUCUUUUGCGGAUCGCAUAUAUUUUUUGAAAGUUAAUAACGGAACAUCGUGCGAAAGCUGCGACAAUUCG
Messenger RNA from Styela clava, 2800 nucleotides. RefSeq names its product thrombospondin-1-like. NCBI's taxonomy places the organism in Eukaryota, Metazoa, Chordata, Ascidiacea, Stolidobranchia, Styelidae. The record is from RefSeq and is a predicted model, not a curated record.